UCUCCCAAUGAGUAGCCCUGAGCAGGAUUUUCGAGCAGAGCUCUAAAGAGAUUGCUAGGUUUGGGAAAUGGCUGCAGCUUGGCAGUUGGUUACAGUGCGAGUAGGAUUUGGCUGUGCCUUAAGUUCAUGAGUCACAGCUGAUACCGAAAUAAUCUGGGGCUUAUAAAAAUAAUAGGGUGCAAAGGGCAAACUCCUGCCAUAAUCAUGCUAAAGGUGCUCUAGAGAAGAAGCACGAUGAGCUUUCAGUGAGUAGGCAGUGUGUAACAGAAGUCUGGAUCCAAAAAGGAACGUAGGCAUCAGUGUCACAUCCAGUGUCCAAGAUGGAGAAUGCUCUGGCCCAGCUAUGUGGGUCCCAGCCAACAGACCCAUUGCCUGUCUGGAUGAAGGGACAUAUUGGCAUCUGCUUUAACCAACUGGUUUUAAGCUCUAUUCCCAAUCUGAUUUUUGCUCUAACCAGCGCUUGCCAUGCUGGUGCCCACAGACGCAGCUCUCGAUGCCUCUUAAACCCUCUCUGGGUGUGUAGAAUGGCAGUUUCCUUCAUCAUCAGUUUGCUCUCCUUGACCGAUAUGGUUCUUGGAUGCCUAUUCCCUUGGCAAGUCCCUUAUACUAUGGAAAUGCUGUGUGGAGGAGUGGCCUGUCUUUCAUGGAUCACUCAUUUCCUGGCACUUCUCAGUCUCAGAAAGUCAUGGUGCACCCAGUCGAGAGGCCCCAUCACCCUCAUGCUGCCAGUUCUUCUCCUCAUUCCAUCCUUGGUUAUCACUCUGGUGGGCUUUAUACAAGAAGGAACAACCAGCAAACCUUUACAACCUGUACUUCUUAGUCGUUUCUCCCUGUUAUGCCUUCGUCUUUGUUGUAUUAUUGUAUAUGUAGGAGCCUUUCUGGUGGGUUUCAGAUGGUUCAGACCCUCUUAUUCGCUGUCCAUAAAUGCUGAUGAUGACCAGUCUCCUCUUCUCACUUCCUUCUACACCCCAGAAAGACAGCAUCCAACAGAAGAUGGUGAGAGCUGGCUGUCUCGUUUUUUUUACUUCUGGUUGAAUCCACUGCUGAGACAGGGGGCACAAGGAGGCCUCAAACAUUCUGGAGAUGUAUUGCAUUUACCUCAUUAUCUUGGAACUGCAAGAAUCUGUCAGCACUUUCAAUCUAAAUGUUCCUCAACAAUUCUGAGGCUUUUGCCUACUUUACAUGCAAGCUUUGGAGCACAUUAUUAUGCUCUGGGACUCCUGAAGCUGGGGGCAGUCAUCCUUGCCUUCCUUGGGCCUCUUCUACUGAAUCUCUUAGUGAAUUUUAUGGAGUCUGCAGAGGAACCCUUGAGUUCUGGCAUACUGUACACUUUAGGGCUAUUCACCAGUUGUUUCCUUGGAGCCUUGUUGCAAAACCAGUACACACAUGAAGUCAAUAAGUUGAUUCUGGCUGUAAGAGCCUCUGUGCUCACAAGUGUUUACCGCAAGGCGCUACGUGGUAUUGGCACAGGCCUGGCUGGCUUCUCAAAGGGCGAAAUUGUGAAUUUUAUGAGUACAGAUGCAGACCGUAUCUCCAACUUCUGUCGCAGCUUUCAUGAAGUCUGGAGCCUCCCAUUGCAGUUCUCUGUGACGCUGUACCUCCUUUACCUGCAAGUGGGGGUUGCAUUCCUUGGAGGACUGGGCUUGGCUCUGCUACUUCUGCCAAUCAACAAAGUUAUUGCCAACCGCAUUGUGGUGAACAACAGUGAUCUACUGAAACACAAAGAUGCUCGUGUUAAGCUGAUGACAGAGCUCCUGUCCGGGAUGCGGGUGGUGAAGUUCUACACAUGGGAGAAGCACUUUGCUCAGGCUGUGACUUCCCUGCGAGAAAAGGAACUACGAAGUCUCCGUGCCCUCAAAAUGCUGGAUGCCGUGUGUGUUUACCUGUGGGCAGCUCUGCCUGUGCUCAUCUCUAUUAUCACCUUUAUCACUUACGUACUGCUGGGGCACCAACUCACUGCUGCCAAGGUCUUCACUGCUCUGGCUCUAGUUGGGAUGCUGAUUCUACCCCUCAACAACUUCCCCUGGGUGCUGAAUGGAGUUUUGGAGGCCAAAGUGUCUUUAGAUCGUAUUCAGCUAUUCAUGAAUUUGCCUGAGCAGGAUCUGCUGAAUUACUACAGCCAAGAGCCCCCUGUAGACCUGUCCUCAGCCCUGGAACUGCAUAACACCGCAUUUUCCUGGGUGCCAGAAGAAUCUGAAAAUUCUGGCUCUCUCCAGCUUUUUAUCAAGGGUCUCUCUGUGCACAAGGGGGCACUGGUUGGUGUUGUUGGCAAAGUUGGUUGUGGGAAAAGCUCACUGUUGGCAGCAUUGACAGGAGAACUGAGCAGAUCAGGAGGGAAGCUCUUUGCCUCUCAUCAGGAACUAGGUUUUGGUUUUGCGGCUCAGGAGCCAUGGAUCCAGUUUGCUACCAUUAGGGAGAACAUAUUAUUUGGAAAAGAAUUUAAUGAAAAGCUUUAUCAAGAUGUUGUAGAAGCAUGUGCGCUGAAUGAUGAUCUAAGCAUUCUGCCAUCCGGAGAUCAGACUGAAGUUGGGGAGAAUGGUGUUACCCUGAGUGGGGGGCAGAAGGCUCGCUUGGCUUUGGCCAGAGCUGUUUACCAGGACAAAGAUAUGUAUCUCCUUGAUGAUCCACUGGCUGCUGUAGAUGCUGAUGUGGCUGCUCAUCUCAUGGAUAAAUGCAUUCUGGGUAUUCUAAAAAACAAGACCAGAAUCCUUUGCACACACAGGACUGAGCUCUUGGACAAGGCAGAUAUAUUGGUGUUGAUGGAAGGGGGUAAAAUCAUGAGCACUGGUACCCCAGACAAAAUCCUACCUCUGGUGGAAAGCUCUCAAAACCGGGGGUCUCGUGGACAGACACAAAAGAACCAUGUCUUUUAUCCAGAUGAGCAGAGCCUGGAGGAAGAUGAAAAAGAGGUAGAAAAUCAAGGCAAUCCUGCCCAACCUAUUACUGCACAAAUGGGGCAAGAGGAGAAGCAAGAAGGUGCUGUUGCCUUGCAGGUUUACUGGGCAUACUGGAAAGCAGUAGGAGGUUGUCUUGCUGGCUCCGUACUUCUAGCACUGUUUAUGAUGCAGGCCUCAAGAAACAUAUCUGAUUGGUGGCUGUCACACUGGAUCUCCAGUCUACAGGAUUCCCCUAGAAAUGUGUCACUUACAAACAUAACCCCUUCUUUCUUUCCAUCUGCUUCACUGCUCCUCUUCUCCCAGGGAGGACUGGUAUCCCCCAUCACCUUAGUUCAUUCUGCAGAUAACAACUCAUCCCUGGAUAUAACCUUCUACCUGUCGGUGUAUGGAGGGAUUGCAGUGGCAAACUCUGUCUUUACUGCAUUACGGGCCUUUCUCUUUGCUUUUGGAACCGUACAUGCGGCUGUCAUAGUCCACAGGCGUCUGCUGAGCAGUGUCUUAAUGGCCACAGUUACCUUCUUUGAUAGCACACCUAUGGGCCGUAUCAUAAACCGCUUCUCCUCGGACCUGUACUGUGUGGAUGACUCUUUGCCUUUCAUCCUCAAUAUAUUCCUGGCCUUAAUGUUUGGUUUGCUGGGAAUGCUGAUUAUGAUCAGUUAUGGCUUGCCGUGGAUCCUACCCAUACUUCUCCCACUCUGUUUGCUUUACUAUUAUCUUCAGCGCUUUUACAGACACUCCUCCCGUGAGCUAAAGAGGUUGCAGAGCAUAACUCUGUCGCCUAUAUACACACAUUUCUCGGAAACGCUGACUGGGCUUACCACCAUACGAGCGACACGCCAUGCUGACCGGUUUGAGGCUGAGUGUUUGUCUCGGCUGGAGGUGAAUCAGCGCUGCAUGUUUGCCAGUAAUUCAGCUGUGCAAUGGCUAGACAUCCGUCUGCAGAUGAUUGGGGUCAUAGUGGUGGCAGCUAUUUCCAUUAUUGCUAUAAUCCAGCACCAGAAAAAAUCAGGGGAUCCAGGUCUGGUGGGACUGGCUCUGUCCUAUGCUCUCUCUAUUACCGGCAUCCUCUCUGGCCUGAUUUCCUCCUUCACCCAAACAGAAGCUAUGAUGGUGAGCGUUGAGAGAACAGAGGAGUAUUCCACUACUCUCCCGUCUGAACCAACAGAAGGUUCCCUACAGGUAGAAUCAGAUUGGCCCAGUAAAGGUCAUAUUGAAUUCAGGAACGUGGUUCUGUGCUAUCGCCCAGGGCUUCCCAAUGCACUGGACAGUGUCAGCUUCACCAUUUCUCCAGGGGAAAAGAUUGGGAUUGUGGGUAGAACUGGCUCUGGGAAAUCCACCCUGUUCCUGGCACUUUUCCGAAUGAUGGAGCUGAAGCUUGGGAAUAUUCUGAUUGACAACAUACCUGCCUGCCAGUUGAAUCUGGAAUUGCUACGAUCCAGGCUCGCUAUCAUUCCUCAGGAUGCUUUCUUGUUUAGUGGAAGUGUACGUGUCAAUCUAGAUCCUCUGUCACAUCACACAGAUGUUGAAAUACUUGAAGUCCUGGUUCAGUGUCACCUUCAAGAAGUAGUGAUGCGUAUUGGUGGUCUGGAUGCUGAUGUUGGAGACAGAGGAAAAAACUUCUCACUGGGACAGAGGCAACUCUUGUGCCUUGCCAGAGCUCUGCUUACGCAUGCCAAGAUUCUCUGCAUUGAUGAGGCCACAGCAAGUGUUGAUCACCAAACAGAUGAGCUGCUGCAGAAAACUAUACGGGAGAGGUUCAGAGGGCGCACAGUGCUUACUAUUGCACACAGACUUAACACUAUCAUGGAUUCAGACCGUGUGCUGGUAAUGCAUGCUGGGAAAGUGGCUGAACUGGACUCACCUGCUAACCUCAGCAAAAGGGAAGACUCUAACUUCUACCGACUAAUACACAGUGGGCAGCUAUGAGUACAGAUCAUGCUAUUUGGGAGUAGGAUGGAGAGAAGUCUUUAGUGGGAGUGGAGCUUGUGCAGUUUACAAGAGAACAGAUGCCCCUGGACUCCAACACUGGCCCUUCCUAAAAUAUUUGCUGCUGUAGAUAAAACUGACUGGAGCAGAUGUCCUGAGUCUCACCUAUUUUAGGCUAGGGCCAGACGAUGGAUAGGACUGCGGAUUCUUUGCCCUAUUGCUUCCAUUGUUCUGAAGGUGCAGGCCGGAUUUUGACGCAAAAUGUUGCUUUUCAGGAGCAGCGGGGGAGCUGAUACUCUGCAUGCAGAGAAACGCAGGCUGAGAUGCUCAGUCGUCUGCCCCGUAGCCUUAGGGUGGACUAUAUAGGGAUAUUGUGACAGACUCUCAAAAAUCACAUCUUUAUGCUAACAGCCAGGGUAUAAGGGUCUCCUAAUUUGAACUCUCUAAAUCUCCUCCUCCUUACUUUCCCUUUGCUGCCUGUUUUGGCAGUCUAUAGUAUGUUUUGGGAAGUAUAUAUGUGAUUUCAUGGUGAAAUUAUUGGGAGUAACUGAAUUUUCUGUAGAGUGAUGUGUUUGCACAAUCGGGUGUGCUGCUUCCGCCAUAGUUUCCUUGAACUAUUCCAUGUCAUAACGCAAGUUUUUCACUGCUGAUUAAAGCAAUAUGGCUGUCUUUGAUUAUAAAUAGGGAGCUUGAAUGUCUUGUUGGCACAACAAGCUACCCUGCCCCAUUAUAUUUUACUAAUGAUAAACCUAUAUAUUCCCUAAACAGUAGAAGGCACAUUCCACAGGAAUAAAUAAGUUGUAGGUAUCCAUAAUCAUGGCAGGAUGUUCAUUAUGGGAGUGUAUAAACUGAAUUCAAUUUCUAUUGGUUAAAAAUCACUUUUAAUAAAAAAAAAAGAUUAUUUCCUGCAAA
Molecule: messenger RNA, 5735 nt
Organism: Xenopus laevis (African clawed frog)
Lineage: Eukaryota; Metazoa; Chordata; Amphibia; Anura; Pipidae
Gene: abcc10.L
Product: ATP binding cassette subfamily C member 10 L homeolog
Exons: 22
Coding region: 321-4823 (1500 amino acids)
Biological process (GO): transmembrane transport; xenobiotic transport
Cellular component (GO): basal plasma membrane; membrane; basolateral plasma membrane
Molecular function (GO): ATP hydrolysis activity; ATP binding; nucleotide binding
Source: RefSeq, a predicted model, not a curated record